Messenger RNA from Habropoda laboriosa, 2447 nucleotides. It is a transcript of the gene GCS1, whose product is annotated as mannosyl-oligosaccharide glucosidase GCS1. The record is from RefSeq and is a predicted model, not a curated record. Lineage: Eukaryota; Metazoa; Arthropoda; Insecta; Hymenoptera; Apidae. Gene Ontology annotation, molecular function: Glc3Man9GlcNAc2 oligosaccharide glucosidase activity. Bases 57 to 2447 code for a protein of 796 amino acids. Gene Ontology annotation, cellular component: endoplasmic reticulum membrane. The transcript has 3 exons. Gene Ontology annotation, biological process: protein N-linked glycosylation; oligosaccharide metabolic process.
GGCCAUAUAUCCGGACACUACUGUAAUACUUACGAUUAUAUUUUAGGAUAAAUAAAAUGGCAAAAAAUAAAACCCAAGAUAAAUUUGCAAAAAAUAAAAAUAAAAGUACCAAUUCUAAAAAAGAAGGUAUAUUUAACAUGUAUAUUUUAUGCAUUGCUAUUGCUAUUUGGUGUAGUUAUAAAGGAUAUCUAGAAACAAGGGUAAAUACACCAUAUAAUGUAAAAAAGCUAGUAACAGCUUCUGGAUUGGAUAUUCCAGACAGAUAUUGGGGUACUUAUCGAUCAGGAGUUUAUUUUGGACUAAAAACUCGAGAUCCACAUUCCUUAGUAACGGGAUUAAUGUGGUAUUUUCCACAUUUGUUACGUCAAGAUGGUAGUGGCCUUAGACAUUGGUGUGAGCAAAGUGAUAGAAUAGAGAGAUAUGGAUGGUUAGAGCAUGAUGGAAGAACUUUUGGUGUUCAAGAAAUAGUAGAUAGUCCAGCCAUUUUAACUACAACAUUUGUUAAAAUUCCUGGUGGUAAACAUGGUGGGGAUUGGACAGCAAAAAUUGCUGUAACUUCCAAAAAUCAAGUACCAAGUUGGGAAAAAAUUUCAUUACUUUUUUAUACUGCUAUUGAAGAAAGCACUAAAGGAUGGAUUAAAUAUAAUUAUGGUGAUGGAACACAGCCAGUAGGUGUAGAAGGGAAUACCGAAGGUUUAGGUUCAUUUAAUAUAAAUUUGAAAGUAAUACAGGGAAUUGUAACAGAGCAGUCUUUCUUAGCAACAGUUGCUCCUGGCUUAAAUGUUUUGAAAGAAACUGUUCUUCAAAAUCUUAGAAAAGUAAACAAGAAUAUAGUUUUAGCAGGUGAACAACUACCAUUAUCACCAGAUGGAAAAAAGAAAGAUGCAAAUUUUAUUGUAACACAGAUAACUGCAAGAUUUCCUUUUGAAAUUGAAGUAAGUUAUGAAUCAGGUAGUUUUAUCAAUUUUGGUGACAAACUAACUGGCCAAAAUUAUGACCUCACUCUUGAAAAACACCGAAAAUUGUUUGACAAAAAGUUUGAAGAAGUGUUUAAAUUAAGAUCAAAAGCUUACUCAGAAGAAGAAAUUAAAUUUGCAAAAAUGGCUCUAUCAAAUAUGAUAGGCUCCAUAGGUUACUUUUAUGGAAGUUCACAAGUACAAAGCCAAUAUACUAAAGGACCUGUGCCUUAUUGGAAAGCACCUUUGUAUACUGCUGUACCUAGUAGAAGCUUUUUCCCACGAGGGUUUCUGUGGGAUGAAGGUUUUCAUGGUUUACUUAUAGCAGCUUGGGAUUUAGAAAUUGAACUAGAUAUCAUAAAUCACUGGUUUGAUUUAAUGAAUGUUGAAGGUUGGAUUCCAAGAGAAAUGAUUUUGGGUCAAGAAGCUUUGGCAAAAGUUCCAGAAGAAUUUGUGACCCAAGUAAAUACAAACGCAAACCCACCUACAUUUUUCUUAACAUUGCAUUUCAUACUUAAGCAUAAACAGAAAGAACUAUUAGAGAAACAUUUUCAUUUUCUUGAUAAUCUAUACCCUCGUCUUCAGGCAUGGUUUAAUUGGUAUAAUACUACACAAACUGGAGAUAUACCAAGCACAUACAGAUGGCGAGGUAGAAAUGGAACAACCAAUAGAGAAUUAAAUCCAAAAACGCUCACAUCUGGAUUAGAUGAUUAUCCUAGAGCUUCUCAUCCAAAUGUUGACGAACGGCAUGUUGAUUUACGAUGCUGGAUUGCAUUUGCUGCUGAUGUUAUGUAUCAAAUUAGUGAAAUUUUAAGCCAGUCUAAUAGUAAAUAUCAAGAAACGUAUCAGUAUUUAUCCGAUAAUGAUUUAUUAAAUAAAUUGCACUGGUCACCGAGUACACAAAGUUAUGCUGACUUUGGAUUGCAUACAGAUAAAGUAGAAUUGCGGAAAUCAACUCCACCUCCAAGAUCGCACGUACAGCAGUCGGAAACAAUACGAGUUGUCUUAGAAGAUCCAACUUUAAGAUACAUCGAUACAUCUUUCGGUUAUGUUUCAUUGUUCCCAUUUAUUUUACAAAUUAUCGAUCCGAACUCUCCACAAUUAGGUAAAGUAUUAAAAGAUCUAACAAAUCCUAAUCUAUUGUGGACCAAAUAUGGUUUGCGAUCGCUUGCAAAAAUAUCGCCAUUUUAUAUGAAAUACAAUACUGAAUAUGACGCUCCUUACUGGAGAGGAGCUAUGUGGAUGAAUUUAAAUUAUUUAACAGUGCGAGCGACGCACUAUUACUCCAAUAUCAAAGGUCCAUAUCAAAAUAAAGCGAAAGAAAUUUAUGGGAAUUUAAGGAAAAAUUUAAUACAAAAUGUUAUUAAACAAUAUAAAACAUCUGGAUAUGUAUGGGAAAAUUAUGGAGAUGUUCAUGGAGAAGGCAAGGGGAGCCAUCCAUUUACUGGUUGGACAUCAUUGACUUUACUACUUAUGGCAGAAAUUUAUUAA